Messenger RNA from Photinus pyralis (common eastern firefly), 521 nucleotides. RefSeq lists its product as uncharacterized. The record is from RefSeq and is a predicted model, not a curated record. Bases 138 to 410 code for a protein of 90 amino acids. NCBI's taxonomy places the organism in Eukaryota, Metazoa, Arthropoda, Insecta, Coleoptera, Lampyridae. The transcript is spliced from 2 exons.
GGAAUUCACGUGGUGACGUUCUUGAAACUUCUUGCACUUGAAAUUUUGGCCUGCUUCGUUCCGCACGUUUAGUCCGUAAAACUUCACUCACGUGGUGCGUUGGAUUAACAAAUUCAUGUUUUGCGUUACUUAUUAAAAUGAAGUGCCCCAAACAGAACGAGCGGAGGAAUAAACGGUCGAGGGUUGCGGGACUGAACGACGCCCGCUUGACCGAGCUCCUGAAGGAAUGCCUGCAGAAGGUCUGCGAACUGCAGGCCGAUUUACAACGGGACGAGGAUCGUAAUCCGGAAGCCGCAGGAUACGCCGCAUGUGCCAUGGAGACGUUGAGCUUUUUGUCGGCCGAAGGUGUUCCGUCCACUCACCCCAUCGUGCGUCAGCUGAAGGCGCGCUUUAUGGACAACCGAAACUAGCAUUUUAGUCGAGAUAGUUUAAUUCACUUCUAGUCAUUUCGUAGAUUUUAAGUGCUAAUCUAGUCAGAAACUGUCAACAUUUUAUACGUUCUAGUCACAAAUAUACAUUUU